This is a messenger RNA of Fusarium subglutinans, 1086 nucleotides long. RefSeq lists its product as uncharacterized. Lineage: Eukaryota; Fungi; Ascomycota; Sordariomycetes; Hypocreales; Nectriaceae. The coding region runs from base 1 to 1086 and encodes 361 amino acids. The transcript has a single exon. The record is from RefSeq and is a predicted model, not a curated record.
AUGCCUACAUCCUUAUUCGAGACCAAAUCACUUGCUGUGCAUCCCCCAUAUCGUUUCAAACUGGCCCUUGAACGAUGCGGGAAGACCGAAGGCCAACCUUCAUCGAUAACCAGACGCCAGCAGGCCGAACAACUAUUUGAACACAAAGUGCCGAAACUAUGUGGCUGGUUAUCGGAUAAGGUUGCUUGGGUGGAGUUCUUACAGGGACUUGACGAAGGUGUUUGGAUUGCAGCCUCACUGGAGACUGCAAGAGACGAUGGGGUGGCACGGCCGGAGCACGACAGAUUCAUUGAGACUUUCGGUGGCAGAAAAGGUGCUGAUGAGUCUGACAACGAUGAAGCUAGAGGGGCAAAACUCCAGAGGGCAUCGCAACAAUUCAUGAUACAACAAAUGCAGUGGCUCGGCAACAUUACGAGGGGGAAAGUGGCCGACUCCUCGUAUCUCAAUCUGAAUGAAGCCGAAGGUCACCAAAUUAACGUGUCACAGCGCGGAAAAGUUCAACUCAGAUUCAAUUUGAAAAAUAACUUGAUCAUUACGACGGACAUCAAGCUGGGGCCGCUCAUUGCUCCGCUUGAGAAAGACGAUAAGCGUACAAUACAUUUCACGGAUUUGGGAAUUGAUAUCAGAACUACAACAGGAUGGACAAUCAAAGUUCCCAUAAACAAUUCGACAUGUACUUUACCCUUGUCAGCCAUGAAAAGCCAUAAAAACGGCACCGAAUUCAUUCGCCUUUGGAAAGCAGUUCGCGGUGAAGCUCAGCCUGAACGCGGGUUAUCGAGUCUCUUGAAGUCUUCUGAUGAAGAUGUAGACUAUCCUCUAGAGUUGUGUGUCUCGCCUAACGGGGAGAAGGGGGCGAAACCUCCCCAGAAGCGUCUUGAAACUUUUCAAAAACCAGAGAAGAACGACGCAAUGUGGCUGCUAAGGAGCUACAUUGAUUCAUACCUUCCCGAUGGAGGUGAUUUCUGGACGGGUAAUAAGGUGGAUUUUCCACAAGGAACAGACGAUGUCGCUCGCUUCAUCAAGUACGUUGAAAUGACCAUCAUUCAGUUCAGCUGGUUCUGUGGCCUUGCUGACCAAUUCAUCUAG